This is a messenger RNA of Puntigrus tetrazona (Sumatra barb), 2746 nucleotides long. RefSeq names its product branched chain ketoacid dehydrogenase kinase (gene bckdk). Lineage: Eukaryota; Metazoa; Chordata; Actinopteri; Cypriniformes; Cyprinidae. The coding region runs from base 165 to 1427 and encodes 420 amino acids. Gene Ontology annotation, biological process: protein phosphorylation; regulation of glucose metabolic process. The transcript has 11 exons. The record is from RefSeq and is a predicted model, not a curated record. Gene Ontology annotation, cellular component: mitochondrion. Gene Ontology annotation, molecular function: pyruvate dehydrogenase (acetyl-transferring) kinase activity.
UAAACACCAGAAGAGACGGCUAAUUUCACAUCUAGAGACGUGAUGGUGCCAGAGACGUGCCUUUGUGCACGAAAGAGCUCGCUGUGUCGGAUGGCGAGGUAGACGGAUUCUGAAACCAAGGGCAGGGGAUUGAGUUUUCUUAUUUCUGUUAUCCAAGUGUAGAAAUGCACGGUCGCGUGACAGGCCAGGCCAUGGAGCUGCUGAGCAGCGGCGCGUCCAGGAUCAGCGUGACCAGGCUCUUUCUGUCCACGCCAGCGAAAGCGGCCGAUCCGAAAAGGUUUCGGUCUACAUCGUCCAUGUCCAGUUACACUGAGCUGGCUCGGGAGCGGUCCAAAACUGUUACUUCUUUCUACAAUCAGUCUGCCAUUGACGCGUCUGCCGAGAAGCCUUCUGUUAGACUGACCCCAGCCACUAUGCUGUAUGCAGGGAAGUCUCCUGAUGGACAACAUAUCCUGAGCAGUGCCAAGUAUCUACACAAAGAGCUACCUGUUCGUAUCGCCCACCGUAUCAAGGGCUUCCGCAGCCUGCCCUUCAUUAUCGGCUGCAACCCAACCAUUCUCCAAGUGCACGAGCUUUACAUCAGGGCCUACCACAUGCUGAGCGACUUCCCAGCUAUAAAAGACCAGGAGACUGAGGCUCGGUACAGCAAACUUGUAAAACAGCUUCUUGAUGAUCACAAAGAUGUUGUCACCAUGUUGGCCGAAGGAUUCAGGGAAUGCCGUAAACACAUAACGGACGAGACUUUGGUUCGUAAUUUCUUGGACACCACGCUGACGUCUCGUCUGGGCAUCCGCAUGCUGGCCACACACCACAUUGCCCUUCAUGAGGAUAACCCUGAUUUUGUAGGCAUUAUAUGCCGUCGCCUGUCCCCUAAAAAGAUCAUCGAGAAGUGGGUUGAUUUUGCUCGGCGUCUCUGUGAGCAUCAGUACGGGAACUCUCCACGGGUUCGCGUUAAUGGCCAUGUGGCGGCCCGCUUUCCCUUCAUUCCACUGCCACUGGACUACAUCCUGCCUGAGCUGCUGAAGAACGCCAUGAGGGCCACAAUGGAGAGUCACUUGGACACCCCUUACAAUGUGCCUGAUGUUUUGGUCACAAUCGCCAACAAUGACACAGACUUUGUCAUAAGGAUCUCAGACCGCGGCGGUGGCAUUCCUCAUACCAUUUUGGAUCAGGUGAUGGAUUACCACUUCAGCACGGCUGAACAGAGCACACAGGACCCCCGCAUGAGCAACCUUUUCAACAGCAUUACCAACAGCGGCCCCCAGUCCGGACCCAUGCACGGGUUUGGCUUUGGUCUGCCUACGUCUCGGGCGUACGCCGAAUACUUGGGGGGCUCCCUGGCCAUCCAGUCGAUGCAGGGCAUCGGCACAGACGUCUACCUGCGUCUCCGACACAUUGACGGCAAAGGAGAGAGCUUCAGAGUUUGAUACCGUGGUCCGUUCAUAGAGUUUUUGGUCCUUUUCUAUACAGAAGAUUUUAAGGCUCGAAGUCGAACCAAAAGCGGGAUGUUCAGCAGUUGUCCUUUCACUCAUAUUACCCGUCACGGCAUCAGUAUCACAUUUCGGAUCACGUUUUCUGCAGAUUAUGGGUGUAAUGCGUGCGAGUCGCACUGCGUUGUGUUUGUGUAGUGCACUGUGAUUUCUGUAAAACUUUCAGCCUUAAGAUUACAAAGUGAUUUGAUGAUUAAAACCCAUUGUGUUGCUGUCCACCGUCGGCAGUGGGACGAGUCCUUACACUCCAGACGCCUGCAGGAGACGCUCUUCAGUCAGCCAUAUUCUGCUUUUCUUCUGAAAUAGGAGUGAAUUGUUUGAACUUUUUGGAGAUGCAUGUUCGCUCCAGUGGCGAACGCAGAAAACUGCUAGUGAACACUGCAUAGAGAUCGACUGCCUUACGAAAAAGACUUGGUCAAAAUAUACCGUCUGUCUUGCUUUUGACAUUUCACAUUAACCGUAUGAGCUUAAGAGUUUCUUGUAGAUUUCAUGCCUGAAGUUGUUUGCUAAAAAGGCCCCUGAGGUUAUAGCACAGCGUAAAAUAAACAUAGCUGGGGUUUUUUUCUUUCUCUCUCCAGCAAACGGUGGUUAUAGAGAUGUUCAUGUUUGAAUGGGUGUUUUUUUUUUAACGACCCACCUGCACAUGUGGUCUUUUCAUCAUUUUGUUUAGUUCAUUUUCUAAAAGAAUGCCAACUUGUUUGAGACUCUGCGAGACCAUGAGAUAUAUUUACCUGAAUUCAUUUGAAAUUGACCCCAGAUGACAAAAGUUCAACUGAAAUACCAAUUGAACUGCUGGAGGAGUUCACAAUACAUGUAGUACAAGUAAUCCAUAACGUUUUGUCUUGUAAUGUUGUGCCUGUGGUUUCUUUUCUCUCUUUUUUUGAAUCGAUUUUCAGGAGAAGGAGCCUUGGUGUGUUUCCUGCUCAUCUGUUCUGGAUUUGUUGCCCCAGUUUGCCCUCUACUGGUGCAAUCUGAGUAUUGACUUUUGACUUUUAAACCAAUACAGACGUAAUGAUGAAGAUUUAGUGUAAUGAGUGAUGUACAGUAGGUUCUGGAUGAUUCAGGAGAACUAACAUGCACAUAUUAAGAUAUUCCUUUGUUUAUAUAAAAGGCCAAAUUGUGGCAUGACGCACCCAGAUUGAUAUCAAAGAUGGGAUCAUUUUAUUGUAUUUUGUUUUCUUUUGAUGUUGAGUUUGCAUUACAUAGAUGCCAAAUACGCAUAGCUUUUUUGGGCAUUAUAAAAUUCUGGAUGAGAA